GCAUGUACAAAAGAACAAUCCAUCCAGUACCACCUUGGGAAACCAUUAAAAUCAACACAAACUGGAACUUGGCAGAAAGAGAUAAAAAAAUCACAACUGCAAGGAACUAUCAAUCAUUGUUCCAUGAAACUAAAGCAAACUACCCGCACCACCUAGAAAUUUACACUGAUGGCUCCAAGAAGGACAACAAAGCAGGCUGUGCCUUAUUCUCUGAAGAUACGACAGAAAUACACAAACUACCUGAUGCAUACUCAGUCUUCUCUUGCGAACUAUUCGCUAUCUGGAAAACCCUACAACUGGCCAAGGAAAAUCUCACUGACCAAAACUUGGUCAUUUAUACUGACUCCAGCUCUAGUAUCCGAGCAAUUGAAGACCCAAGAUCAACUAACCCCAUCUUAUUU
This is a messenger RNA of Cotesia congregata, 401 nucleotides long. NCBI's taxonomy places the organism in Eukaryota, Metazoa, Arthropoda, Insecta, Hymenoptera, Braconidae. The record is from the annotation of a GenBank genome assembly.